AUGGCUUCUCCUCCAUACUCGUACUCUCCGACGGCGCUCUCACCGCCAUAUCCCUCAUCCGCGCAGCUUCCCAUGUCGAACAAGAAACGCGCUUCAGAUGGCGCCCCCCCGGGAUCUGCUAAGCGUCGGAAAGCCUCGACGCUCUCAGUCACAUCAGCCUCCGCGCACCCACUUCGCCAGACCUCCUUCCCUCCCGAAGCCGGUUCUCCUUUCCCACGGUCACCCUCGGCAGAUAAUGUGAGCGUCGUCAGUGGCAGCCAAGCCAGUGCGCCUCCUAAGAAGAAGCGCGGAAGGAAGCCCAAGAACCAGACAAAUGUGGAGACGAGAGAGCAGACGCCCUCGCUUGUUGGCGGGCGCGCGCCUACAACGGUCAGCGGCACGGGCGCCGGAGCUGAGGGUCAGGAGGAUGGCGCCAACGAUGAUGAUGACGACAAUGAUAUGCGCAUGGCGCUGGUGGAUUCUACGGUCCGGACACAGGAGCAGAAGCAAGAGGAGAUAAGACUCCGUGCCAUGCUCGUUGAAUCCUUCGACCCAGAACAAUACGAUCGCUAUGAACUCUGGCGUGCAGCCAAAUUGACAGAGUCCGUUGUCAAGAGGGUUGUCAAUGCGACCGUCUCGCAGUCAGUGCCUCCAAACGUUGCUCUCGCCGUCAAGUCGGUAUCUAAGCUCUUCAUUGGAGAGCUUAUCGAAAGAGCUCGAGACGUACAGGGCGAGUGGAUCAAGGCUACAGGCGAAAAGCAGUCCGAGGCACCCACGCCUCCCCCGAAGGACGAGGCCAGCCAGACCCAAGCUGCCAAGGAGGACAGGAGAGGCCCUUUGCGGCCGGACCAUCUACGUGAGGCCUGGCGACGGUACAAGAUGUCGGGAGACGGAGGCUGGGUGGGCAUCCAGGGCCUGUGGCACGAACAGCAGCAGAGCGGAGUUGAGAGAUUUCCCGUCCGCACCGGUGGGCGACGGGUUUUUCGGUGA
Molecule: messenger RNA, 969 nt
Organism: Colletotrichum graminicola M1.001
Lineage: Eukaryota; Fungi; Ascomycota; Sordariomycetes; Glomerellales; Glomerellaceae
Exons: 2
Coding region: 1-969 (322 amino acids)
Biological process (GO): RNA polymerase II preinitiation complex assembly; transcription initiation at RNA polymerase II promoter
Cellular component (GO): nucleus; transcription factor TFIID complex
Molecular function (GO): transcription coactivator activity; protein heterodimerization activity
Source: RefSeq, a predicted model, not a curated record